Lacerta agilis (Sand lizard) is the source of this 802-nucleotide messenger RNA. Its product is annotated as RING finger protein 212B-like. Gene Ontology annotation, biological process: reciprocal meiotic recombination; homologous chromosome pairing at meiosis; protein sumoylation. Lineage: Eukaryota; Metazoa; Chordata; Lepidosauria; Squamata; Lacertidae. Bases 104 to 802 code for a protein of 232 amino acids. Gene Ontology annotation, molecular function: SUMO transferase activity. Gene Ontology annotation, cellular component: synaptonemal complex. The transcript is spliced from 11 exons. The record is from RefSeq and is a predicted model, not a curated record.
AGUCUUAAAACAGUAAAAGAAGAAACAGUUUGGGGAAAUAAAGAUUAAUAGAAGAAGAACAUCUCAAUAGAGGAACUCUGCCUCAGCUCUCCCAUUUUGCAGUAUGGAUUGGUUUCAUUGCAACCAGUGUUUCAGCCAGGAGGGAUCUGAUUUUUCUGUUACCAGCUGUGGACAUAUAUUUUGCAAAAAAUGUGCUGGCUCAGAUAAAUGCCCAUCUUGUGGAACAAGCACAAAAUAUUUGCUUCUUAAUGAUAGUAUGCAGCCAGAAGCAAAAAAGUUUUUCAAAAGUCCCAUUGAACUUGUACUCGGCCAUAUUGCCCAUAUUUCUCAGGUGUGGACUUUCCAGAAAAGCCAGAUGGAGCUGCUUGCCUCUUUUUAUGAAUACCGUGCUUCAAAGGCUGAAGGAGCCCUGCAGCAAGUUUACCAGAAACUAACUACACAGGAAAAGGAGCUGGAGGCAUUACAGAAGGAGAACAGGGAACUGAUGAAGAAUCUCUGCUCAUUGGAGGAUUCCCCACAUCAUUUCCAGGAUAGCAGAAACAGCACACCGAGGCCAGUUGCCAUCAAACCCCCCUUACAGCCAGCAUACUUUGCAGUUACACUACCAUCUAGUUUCCGGCAGUCCAGUGAAGUGAUCAGCCGCUCCUCUUCCAUGGAGUGCAUCUCCUCAAGAGCCAGCCACCCACCAAACUGGCAACUUGCUACAGGAACCACCUGGAUGACUAAUGGCAGGAUGACUCCAGAUAACCCUAAUAAUGCUACUCCUUCUCCAGCGUCCACUAGAGGCUUAUUUCACAGGUGA